AUGGAAGAACUGCUCCUGCCCCCCAUUCCUAUCUUUUCACCACCGCCAGGCAGAUUAAAGCACCUCAAUAGCCAGUACCUCAGACGACGAGGUGCAGCAGGAGAGUCGCACACCAGCCCCUCCCGGGCCCUCCAGUCACCCCCCAAUCCCAUACUGCCUGUGCCUUCUCCUCCGAGGCUGGGGGCUGGGUAUAGCAAUUGUUCUCCAAAGGGACCUGCUACUCAGCAGGGUGGCACGAGCGGCAGUGAACUAACUACUGAAAACAUUACUACUUCACAUAACAGCGAUGCAGAAAGUGCUGAAAUAGGGAGAAAUAAUGCCAGUAGCCAUUCGGAGGGGUUCUCAUUUGAAGCAGCACAGCCAAAUAGCAGAACGAUUCUAGCUGGCAGUGCUAUUGCAUCUCCUACAGGAGCGGGUGAAUACUACUCACAGGGUGACUAUCCAGACCCAGACUGGCAGAGUGCAGACAUAAGGUUGGAUCGUAGCUACCAGGCAAAUGAUAUCCCAAGCUCUUCACCACCUGCAUCUGUAACUAGCGGGGCCCUGCCUCAUAACCAUGGGAUUGGGGGGGCAUCAUCACAAGCUACGCAGGAGCUGGAGAAAUUGCAUCAGGCCAUGGACAAGAUCAAAUCAGAAUUUGACGAGCGUCUGAGAGUCACUAGGCAUCCCACUGAGGAAAAUAUGAUCGGCCAGGGAAAUAAAAUCAUGACUCCAGCUGCACUCUCUAACAUCCCCCAGCUCUAUCACAUAAUUUUCCAGUAUGUUGACCAGGGUGCCAACCUCCGAUACCCCAAAAUCAGCAGUGUAAAAGAGGAGGAGAGGACAGCAGGGCGUAUUAGGAAAGGUAUACUGGCCACACAGAUUCGCCAUCAAUUUCUUUUGGAGCUGAGAAGCUCUGUGAUGGAGCAUAGCACUUUUGUUGCCCCUGAUGCUCGGCAUUGGAUCCAGACAGCCUCACAGCGUGCUCGUUCGACUUACAGCCGCUAUAAACUGGGGAAAACGACGCAUAGCCGCCGCCACAACGGCAAAGGAAGGGGUGCUGGCUUCAGUGGAAGUAGUAAAUAA
This is a messenger RNA of Suillus plorans, 1065 nucleotides long. RefSeq lists its product as uncharacterized. The record is from RefSeq and is a predicted model, not a curated record. Bases 1 to 1065 code for a protein of 354 amino acids. NCBI's taxonomy places the organism in Eukaryota, Fungi, Basidiomycota, Agaricomycetes, Boletales, Suillaceae. The transcript has 7 exons.